This is a messenger RNA of Schizophyllum commune H4-8, 2820 nucleotides long. Its product is annotated as glutaminyl-tRNA synthetase. Gene Ontology annotation, biological process: glutaminyl-tRNA aminoacylation; translation. The transcript has 5 exons. Gene Ontology annotation, cellular component: cytosol; cytoplasm. Gene Ontology annotation, molecular function: glutamine-tRNA ligase activity; ATP binding. The record is from RefSeq and is a predicted model, not a curated record. Bases 189 to 2699 code for a protein of 836 amino acids. Lineage: Eukaryota; Fungi; Basidiomycota; Agaricomycetes; Agaricales; Schizophyllaceae.
UGUCGGCUCACUCGAUUCAUUUGCAGGCAUAUCUGGAGUUCGACAUCCUCUGCACUCUGAUCACUGAACGUAACCGCGCCUUCCAUCAUCGAUCUUGCCUCCAACUUCUGACCGCCUUCUGACUCGACUUAUCGGGUGCAAACAGACCCUUUCCUAUCCCCCCUCCCUAUCGCGACCCAUCGGCUCUAAUGUCAAAGGCCCCAGUGGCGGCGGAGCACGUCCCGCUCUUCGAGGCGAUCGGCCUCCCUCACGCGAAGGCGGUCGAGGCGGCCAAGUCCGCGAAGCAAGCGGCGGCACUCAAGGAUAUCAUCGAGAAGUACCAGUUGGACAAGCGCGAGCCCAAGCUUGAGGAGAAGCAGGCGGGCUUGAUCUCAGCGCUCGCGGGACAGGUCGCGAAGGCGCCAGAUACGACGGAGGAGGCGCGCGACUUCGUGGUGGACAAGAUCUUGGAGGGGAAGUUGAAGACGACAGAUCAGGCUGUUGCGGCGGUGAAGUAUGUAGAGACUCGUCCCCCACCUAUAGACGUCCAGGAUUUUGACAAGGAGUGUGGUGUGGGCUUCAGCAUAACACCAGAAGAGCUAUACAAGCAAAUUGCUGAAAUAGCAGAACCCAGUGCGUCCAAGGGGUGGGCAGGGCUCGGCGCUGUGAUCAGCGCUGCAAAGGCCGUCCCCUCAUUGCGAUGGGCGAACGCGCUCGAGGUGAAGGCUACGGUGGAGAAGCUCUUCCUGGAGAAAUUUGGUCCUAAGGAGGCCGCGAAGCCUAAGGCAAAGGAGCCCAAGAAGCCCGCAAAAGCAGCGAAGACAGAGGUUUCUGAAGAUCCUUCGUCCUCUCGCAAAUCGGUCUUCGAAGAGGGCUUCCUCGGCGCCCUCCACAAGCCCGGCGAGAACCCCCAGAUCCACCCGCACCUCCGCGAACAGCACCUCGCCGCCACCGGCGGCCAGGUCUGGACGCGCUUCCCGCCCGAGCCCAACGGCUACCUCCACAUCGGCCACUCCAAAGCGAUCUUCGUCAACUUCGGCUACGCCGCGCACCACAACGGCAAGUGCUACCUCCGCUACGACGACACGAACCCGGAGAAGGAGGAGGCGCGCUACUUUGAGAGCAUCCUGGAGAUGAUCCGGUGGCUGGGGUACGAGCCGUGGAAGAUCACGUACUCGAGCGACUACUUCCAGCAGCUGUACGAUUUGGCGGUGGAGCUGAUUAGAAGGGACAAGGCAUAUGUGUGCCAUUGCACGCAGGAGGAAAUCAAGCAGGCGAGAGGGGAGAAGACGGGGCAGAAACCGAGGGCGUGUGUGCAUCGGACAAGGUCUAUAGAGGAGAGCGUGAAGGAGUUCGAGGCGAUGAAGGAUGGGAAGUACCGCCCGAAGGAGGCGAACUUGCGGAUGAAGCAGGAUUUGGAGGACGGAAACCCGCAGAUGUGGGAUCUGACGGCGUACCGAGUGCUUGACGCGCCACAUCAUCGCACGGGCACGAAAUGGAAGAUCUACCCGACAUAUGACUUCACGCACUGCCUGGUCGAUAGCAUGGAGAACAUUUCCCACUCACUAUGCACGACCGAAUUCGUCGCGUCCCGCCAAUCCUAUGAAUGGCUAUGUGACGCCCUGGAGGUCUACAAACCCCGCCAGAGCGAAUACGGCCGCCUCAACCUCGAGGGCACCAUCAUGUCCAAGCGAAAAAUCCUCGCGCUCGUCGACGAGGGCUACGUCAACGGCUGGGACGACCCGCGCCUCUACACCCUCAUCGCCCUCCGCCGCCGCGGCGUCCCGCCCGGCGCCAUCACGAACUUCGUCAGCGUCCUCGGCGUCACGACCUCCCCCUCAAACAUUCAGCUUGUCCGCUUCGAGCAGUCCGUGCGCGACUACCUCGAGGGCUCGGCCCCGCGGCUGCUCAUGGUGCUCAACCCGCUCAAGGUUGUUUUGGAAAAUGUGCCAGACGACUUCGUGCUCGAAGUUGAGAAGCCGCUGCACCCGAAGGUCCCCGCGCUCGGCACGUCGCGCAUACCGCUGGCGAAGGUGCUGUACAUCGACCGCGGCGACUUCCGCCUCGAGGACUCGCCGGACUACUUCCGUCUUGCGCCGGGGAAGACCGUCGGCCUGUACCAGGCACCUCAUCCCAUUACCUGCGUGUCGUAUAAGACGGAUGCGGAGGGAAAUGUUACGGAGCUGGUCUGCCGUUUGGAGAACGAGGGCGCGACCAAAAAGCCCAAGGCGUUCAUCCAGUGGGUCGCCGAGCAUGCACCGUCAGGUAGCCCUGUGCGCAUCGACGAGACGCGGGUAUUCCACAAGCUGUUCAAGAGCGACGAGCCACCAUCGGACUUCCGCUCGGACGUCGACAAGAACAGCCUGGAGGUGAUCAAGGGCGCGAUGGUGGAGGCAGGAUUCUGGCCGCUCGCAAAGCGCUUGUAUACGGAGGCAAAGCGAGAUGCGAAGGCAAGGACGGAGAAGGCAACCGCUGAAUCGGGCGAUGCACCCAGGGGAGGCGCGCCUACUGAUGCGCCGAGCGCAACCGCGGAGCAGCUCAUUGGAUUGGAGUGCGUGCGCUUCCAGGGCUUGCGUGUUGCGUACUUUGCUCUGGACAAAGAUUCCCGCAUCGCAUGCUUGGACGAGCCGGACAACGUCGAGCCAGGCAGGCGCCAAGGCGACUACCUUGUGCUCAACCGCAUCGUCAGCUUGAAGGAGGAUGCGGGCAAGUCCUCGUAGUGGUAGUACUGAAUAGAUGCGCAAUUGUCCCUGUAGCGUACUGAAUGUUGUAACUGUGUUGUAUAGUCAGCAAGGCCUCUAUUUGCAUGCCAAUGGUCGAGACAUACUUCGGUGAACAGCG